This is a messenger RNA of Cynoglossus semilaevis (tongue sole), 8031 nucleotides long. Its product is annotated as histone deacetylase 4. The transcript has 27 exons. Gene Ontology annotation, biological process: negative regulation of transcription by RNA polymerase II. The coding region runs from base 1458 to 4799 and encodes 1113 amino acids. The record is from RefSeq and is a predicted model, not a curated record. NCBI's taxonomy places the organism in Eukaryota, Metazoa, Chordata, Actinopteri, Pleuronectiformes, Cynoglossidae. Gene Ontology annotation, molecular function: histone deacetylase activity.
AUGAAAAUACAUUUAAAAAGUCUGACUACGUCAAAUAACAAAAAGCACAAUGGGAGAGUAAAGACAUAAUCAUAAAUGAUGAAGAGACACUACAGGCUGUAUUAAUGGGAUGAUGAAGCACAAAAUAAAUAAAAAAACUCCCAAUGACCCUGAAUGGAAAACCCUUAAUAUAAACAGAGUGGAAUUAUUUAGAUUUAUAAUGUAAAACAAAUUUGGACUCCAGAGCACAAUAAUUACAAAAUCAAAUAAGAAUGCAGCAGUAAAGAUAUUAAAAACUCAUUAUUGUCCACCAUAGACAUAUAUGGUCCCUAUAAGAUUAUUAUAGGCCGUACUUGAACAAGACCAGCUGCAUUAUGGAUAAUUACGGUGUGUCUCUUUCCAUAUAGGGCAACCUCCAGAGGCCUAUGAACCCAAUAAUGGCACAAUCAUUUUUACUCAUCCAGCUCUGCACACGCUCACACACAUAUCUAGUAAUGUUUCUACAUCCAAUACCCAGUCUGGACACAUAUAGUAUCACGCAUUGAUAUAAUAAAUCUGAGCAAAUGCGAAUGGUCCCGUAGCUGAUAUAUUAGUCAUACAACAGACUACACAGUGGUUGUUGAUGUAAUCUGACAACAAGAUCAGCUGUUUUGUUUCAGCCUUUUGUCCUGCUUUGGAAUCCAUACUUGGAUGGAGAAUUACUGCACAUCAUUGCACUAAAUGACAAAUAAGGUGCUGUCUUUAUUUAUUUUUAUUUAAAUUCGAUCAUAGAAUCCGGUAACUGUCAUUUGGAGUACUUACAGACAAGUGAUUUGACUUGGUCCGAGCACAGAUAUUUAUUUCUGCCUCUUGACUACUCAAAUCUUUAAUUGUGUUGAAUGAAAAUCGAAAAACAACAGGCUCCAACUGCCGUUUUGACUUGUCUAAAUGUAAUCACGUCCAUUCAAAUUCAUGAGGUGAAAGAAAUGUAACGUGUAGACAGUCAAAUGUUGUCAUUAGCUUAUACACACACACACACACACACUAACUUGUAGAUUUGUACAGUGCUGUUGUAGUAGUAGAGCAGCAGAUGAUGACACUUUCAUCAGGCUCAAACUCCGCCUCCACUGAAUGCAGGCAGGGACGCUCCUCCAUGUGACGCUGAGGGCUGUAAGAAAAAUCCAGUAUGGCGGACUCUGUCAGCAGAUGAAAUUUUUGUUGUGUUGUCUUCUCCUCCUCCUCCUCCUCCUUCUUCCUGCUGCACUGUGAGAGAAACAAACCCCCCUCAGAGAAGAAGAUGGGAGAGCAAUAAGGAGCAUGUUGGGACGGCUGUAGGUUGGCACCAGUGUCAGACGUUAAAUCUGCCCUGAUUGGACCAACUGUAUCUAAAGCCUGAUGGGGAUUGGCUGCUGGAUGUCCGCUUCCUGUGUCCUGCUUUGAGGAGAUUCUAGACAGACAGACACAUAUACUGAUAUAAAAACGGAGUUUGCAGUGGACGCAUGUUGAAUGCACCACUGGCGAUGACGUCACACAGCCACCAAGAAGGGAUCCUGGGGAAGGAGCAGCCACUGGAGGUUCUAAAGACAUCUGCGCUCAACCACAUCCCAACAGUGGACAUUAACUCAGCUUUGCCGCUGCGUCUCCCGCCCGCUGCCAUCCCCAUGGACCUACGUGUAGACCACCACCACCACCAGCAGCAGCAGCAGCAGCAGCAGUUGUCAUCGCUCUCCCCGCCUGGUCAGCAGUCACCCGGGGGUCUCGGGGGCCCGGGUCAGCCCGGUGGCGGCGGGGGUGUAGUGGUGGCCUCUGUCCGGGAGCAGCAGCUACAGCAGGAGCUGCUGACCUUGAAGCAGAAGCAGCAGAUCCAGAGACAGCUCCUUAUCGCAGAGUUCCAGAGGCAGCACGAGCAGCUGUCCCGCCAGCAUGAGGUGCAGCUGCAGGAACACAUUACGCAGCAACAGGAGCUGCUGGCGUUAAAACACCAACAGGAGCUGCUGGAGCACCAGAGGAAGAUGGAGAACCAUCGUCUGGAGCAGGAGCUGGAGAAGCAGCAGAGGGAGCAGAAGCUGCAGCUGCUGAAGAACAAGGAGAGGGGACAGGAAAGUGCAGUGGCCAGUACUGAAGUCAAGAUGCGUCUUCAGGAGUUUGUCCUAAACAAGAAGAAAGCCCUGGCUCAACGGAGCCUUAACCAGGGUGGUCUGCCCAACGAUGCCCCCUACUGGUACCGGAAAACCCAGCACAGUUCUCUGGACCAGAGCUCGCCCCCACAAACCGGCAUGUCUGCCUACAACCACCCUGUGCUGGGUGUUUAUAACCCAAGGGACGACUUCCCACUGAGAAAAACUGCUUCGGAACCCAACCUGAAGCUGCGCUCACGGCUGAAGCAGAAGGUCAGCGAGAGGAGGAGCAGCCCACUGCUGCGACGCCGAGACAGCCCCAUCACCACCGCCAAGAAACGCUCCCUGGACCUGGCAGACUCGGCGUGUAACAGCGCCCCGGGCUCAGGACCAAGCUCUCCAAACAACAGCUCCAACAACAUCCCCAAAGAAAACGGCAUCGCAGUGUCAGUGGCCAACAGCACAGAGGCGUCUCUGGCCCAGAGGCUGAGCAGUGGUGCUGAGCGCAGCUCCGUUAACCAGCUGUCCCUCUACCCUUCGCCAUCCUUACCCAACAUCACCCUGGGGCUGCCAGCCACUGCCACGGCCACCGCUGCUUCAAACGUGACCUCGGCCCAGCAGGAUGGAGGCCUGCAGCCCGCACUUUCUCUCAGCCCUCCUUUCCUCUCUGGGGCUCACUUGACCCCAUACUUACCUGAAGCAGGAGCAGGAACAGGCGGACACGGAGCUCAUAGUCCAUUACUGCAGCACAUGGUCCUUAUAGAGCAGAGCCCUGCACAGAGCCCCCUGGUGACAGGUGUCAGUGGUCUGUCCAUGUCCUCGGCCGCAUCCAUGGCCAAGCUGCAGCGGCAGCACAGGCCACUGGGUAGGACCCAGUCGGCGCCUCUGCCUCAGGGGAGCGCUGCCCAGGCUCAUGCCCAGGCCCUGGCCCUGCAGCAGCUGGUGGUCCAGCAGCAGCAUCAGCAGUUCCUGGAGAAGCACAAGCAGCAGUUCCAGCAGCAGCAGCUGCACCUCAACAAGAUGAUGGCAAAACCCAGUGAGUCACCUGUGGGUCGUCAGCACCAGAGCCACCCGGAGGAGACAGAGGAGGAGCUGAGGGAGCACCAAGACCCUGGAGCUCUACCACCGGGUGUCACCAUCAAGCAGGAGCCACUCGACCCGCAGGAGAUGCAGGAGGAGGCGAUGCAGCAGCAGCAGCAGCAGCAGCACAGGGAGCGGCAGGCGGAGCAGGAGCUGCUGUUCAGACAGCAGGCUUUCCUGUUGGAGCAGCAGAGGAUUCACCAGCUGAGGAACUACCAGGCCUCCAUGGAGGCCGCGGGCCUGUCCAUAUCGUUCCCCGGACACCGUCCCCUGUCCAGAGCUCAGUCCUCUCCGGCCUCAGCAUCCUCUUUUCCCAUUAGCGUGCCGGCCCCUGAACCUUCGGUCAAACCUCGAUUCACCACAGGUCUGGUGUACGACUCUUUGAUGCAGAAACAUCAGUGCAUGUGUGGAAACACCAACAGUCACCCGGAGCACGCCGGGAGGAUCCAGAGCAUCUGGUCACGGCUGCAGGAGACCGGACUCAGAGCCCAGUGUGAGUGUAUCCGAGGGAGAAAAGCCACUCUGGAGGAGCUGCAGACUGUUCACUCUGAAGCCCACGUCCUGCUGUAUGGAACCAACCCUCUCCGACAGAAACUUGAUUGUUCAAUUACUCCAAUGUUUGUAAGGUUACCGUGUGGUGGAAUUGGGGUGGACAGUGACACCAUUUGGAAUGAAGUCCACUCCUCCAGUGCGGCCCGUCUCGCUGUGGGCUCUGUCGUGGAGCUUGUUUUCAAAGUGGCCACAGGAGAGCUGAAGAAUGGAUUUGCUGUGGUUCGUCCUCCGGGACAUCAUGCAGAGGAGAGCACGCCCAUGGGGUUCUGUUACUUCAACUCUGUGGCCAUCGCUGCCAAACUGUUGCAGCAGAGACUCAGCAUCAACAGGAUCCUCAUCGUGGACUGGGACGUUCACCAUGGUAACGGUACCCAGCAAGCCUUUUAUGAUGACCCGAAUGUCCUCUAUCUGUCUAUUCACCGCUAUGAUGAUGGUAACUUCUUUCCUGGAAGCGGUGCUCCUGAUGAGGUGGGCAGUGGAGCAGGGGUCGGCUUCAACGUCAACGUUGCCUUUACCGGAGGUCUGGACCCACCGAUGGGAGACACGGAGUAUCUAGCAGCCUUCAGGUCAGUGGUGAUGCCCAUAGCCAAUGAGUUCGCUCCAGACAUCGUUCUGGUCUCCUCAGGCUUUGACGCUGUCGAGGGACAUCCUCCGCCACUAGGAGGCUACACUCUGACGUCCAAAUGUUUCGGACAUCUGACAAGGCAGCUCAUGACCCUGGCUGGAGGUCGUGUAGUGCUGGCUCUGGAGGGAGGUCACGACCUCACUGCCAUUUGCGACGCCUCGGAGACCUGUGUAGCCGCCCUGCUCGGCCAAGAGCUGGAUCCACUGCCCAAGGCCGUCCUGGAGCAGAGGCCCAAUGCCAACGCCGUCCGCUCCCUGGAGAAGGUUCUAGAGACUCACAGUAAAUACUGGCGCUGCGUGCACCGCAGCUCCUCACGACUGGGGCUGUCACUGCUGGAGGCCAAACAGGGAGACUCGGAGGAGGCGGAGGCCGUGAGCGCCAUGGCCUCUCUGUCCGUGGCCAACAGCAGCGCCAUCGAACACAGCAGACAGGAGGAGGAGCCAAUGGAGGAGGAGGAGCCACUGUAACAUCAAAAGAGGACAGGAGUUUUUCACACUGUAAGCAUUGACCUCUUGGGAGAGAACGAAGCCUCUUUGAGCUGCGAGGAGUCUCGACUCAAGCCUUCAUUUAGUCCCCCUUAACUCCCACUUACCACGUUGGUCACCUUGAUUGGCAGCCGAACGGAGGGGGAGGAAAGAUAAUGGGGUGGGCUCAGCCUCGGAGCAGGGAGCCAAUCAGGAGACGGAGGACUGAAUUAGAAAAAAUUAAAUGAUUAAAGACAGGAGCAUCGUGGCUUUGGCCACGCCCACUCUGAGAGACUUUUUUUCUGUCAGCCUUCACACCGGGACGUUAGCCCCCUACGGCUAACAGUUGUCCAUGGACACGAGCUAGUGAAUUUGGAGCUCGGAUUUCCGUCUUAGGAAAAGUGCGGGGACACCUGUGUGAAGACACGUAUGGUGCUUAGUGCAGCUGCCCUCCGACUACACACACCUACACAUACACACAAAUACGAACAUGUAUGGACAACAGGGACGGCACAUUCCCAGUUCGGGAAUCUUCUUUCCUCAACAUGUUCUGCCCCUUUUCAAAAUAAGGGCUUCGACGAGGACAUUUUAACAAAAUGUGUUUACUGUGGACUAUUUUUAACGGAGAUCCAACUGGGCCACAUUGUUUUUGUUAUUGUUGAUGUUGUUGUUGGUGUUGUUGUUAUCGUUGUUGUUGUUGUUGAUAAUGACGGCUGGCCAGUUAAAGGAGGAGUGCCUUUGAGGAUGGUCCACUGGAUUUCAGGAUUGUUUCAGGAAUUAUAAAAAGAAGAGAUUGCCUUAAGUUAUGACGAAUCAAGACGAGAGGAGAGUUUGUCACGAAGACGUCGGGAGGGGGAAGAAAGACUUUUAAACCAAGCCAACAAUCUUUUCAGCAUGUUUACCAGGACGGCGAUGGAGGAGACCUUUGUCUCUCUGACAGCCUCUCGAAGGGUUGACUUUACUUUAGGAUGGAACUAUUUUUAAGAUUUGUUGAGGUAGUUGCCAGCUUUGGUAGGUUAAAAAUAAACGCCUGCAAACACGGUGAAUGAGGUGAAAAACUAUUGUAGCCUCCCUUUAAUCCACGUAGAGCAUGCGUUUGAGCAGAAGUGAAGCCACGUUUCAAUUUUUUUUUCGUUUAUUCCUUUAUUUUCCAAGAAAAAGCCACGUCAGAAAAGCCAAAGCAUGCGUUCCUUGCAUAAACCUUUUUCACUCCACUCUUCUCGUGCUGGUCCUUUUGAAAUAAAAGGCACUCUUUAAUGUUUACUGGUCAGCAGUGGAGCGAGUUGGCAACUACCUUUGGUUUAUAAGUGUGGGCAAAAACACUAUAUAUUUUAAAGGGCAGGAAUCAAGUGUUGCCCUCUUUGUAUCUACACACACAUAUAUAUAUAUAUCUAUAUAUAUAGAAAUGGAUUUGACAUCAUCCAUCCAUUCACAGUGUCCACCUGAUUUUUUUUUUUUUUACAAUACGAGAUUAUUUUUCUAACUUUUUCCAUGUGUACGUUUUUUUGUGUUUUUUUAUCCGUUUUCUGGAUAGAUAUAGGGCUGAAGUUUUACAUUCCCUCCACCCAAAACCUUUCUUUCUUUCUUUCUUUCUUUCUUUCUUUCUUUCUUGUAUUUUUCAAGGAUCAACGAGCAGCACCAUUUUUCUUUGUUUCCUUCAUUUCUACACGGCUUUUUUACUGUGUUUUUCAUCGGCUGUGUAUUUAUAAACGUGCACUGUUUAUUGCAGAUUUGUAUAUGGGGAAAAAAUACCUUUAUUAUUGUACUCAAACUAACGACAGCUAUAUGUUAUUGUGAGCAAAAAAAAAUCAUGCUAUGGUGUAUAAUGUUACUCCAUGAACGUCAACAGAAACGCAGCAUAUUUACUGUAACUGCACUGAAAUGUGGUCAUUGACACCUUUAAAAAAAAAAAAAACGUAUCGAUCACUUUGUUGCCUAACAGAAACGUUUUUCUCUCGCGCAUGGACGAUGUGCACUUACCUUUCAACUGUGACAAAACAUGACAUCCAAAAAAAGUACGAAAAAAUGAUGUUUUAUUGUCUGUUUAUGUAGCUCCGUGUGUCUGUUAUUCUGUUGAGGAAAAGGAAAGAAAAGCUGGAGACAUGGGUGUAAAAAAAGCAGGAUAGUGGAAGCAGAAUGUUUUACUUGGCUGGUGUCGCUCUUACACCGUGGCAUUAGUGUCUUCCUCUUGCCUUUUCCUGCAAGAAUCCAACCAUUCCGUCCAAAUGUUUUGGUUUAAAGUUCAUAUCAUUUUAGGAAAUGUGUAAAAUGUAGGGAUUUAGGUUGACGUUUAUCCUCAUGAAACAAACAUUCCACUUGUUAAUCUCUUCUCACUUUUUUUUAAAUUUAAUAUCGUCUUUUUUUUUUACCGUCUGCUCGUGCAAACUUUUAUCUCUGCAUGGUUUGUGGUCAGCAUGCCUGCUUGUCUGUGUAAGAAAAACUUGUAUUUGCACAAAACGUAGAAGAAGAAAAAAAGGAAGAACACUGGAGGACUUUUUUAAAAAGCAAAAACGAAAAAAACCUCCCACAACGACUACGACGCCCCCUACUGUCCACUGCUAAAACUGCACCAGUGGGGAUUCUUUUAAAAUUCUUGUUUCUUCUCUGAUGUCUAUUUUUUUUUUUUUUUUUUUGUCCAACAAAUCAGAGAAGUUUGACAUCAUUCUUCUCGAGCUCUUCUUUUUUGACGGACGCAGCACUUAAACGACACGUGUGUGGACUGUUUUUAGGAGAGAACAUUUUAAAAAUUCUCUGCCAAACUUUAACCACAGUCACACCUUGAUGAAGACUCUCCCAAAGAAUGUUCAAAGAUUUUUAAACCAUUAAAGAAGUGACGCUUUUUGACAAGAAAAGAAAAAAAAAACAUUGGGUUUGAUUGUCACGCCCACCAAGGCCAGUUCUAUAUAUAUAUAAAUAUAUACAUAUAUAUAUAAAUAUAUAAAUAUAACCACUGUGGCUCAAGAGCAAUUCUUGGUUUACAUGUAAAUUAAUUAAAAAAAGUUAUUUUUUGUUUAUUGUUUGUCUGUACUGAUGAUUAAAAAAACAAAUGUUAUCUUUCUUUGGGACCUACGCUUUGGACAUUUCAUCCCUGACAUCGUCUAUAAAAUAUAUUUCUGAAAAAUAAACCUGUGGUUGAGUUUCUCUUUAUCUUUUCUUGUCUUUAUAACCAUACCUUUGCUAACAUUUAGCCAUCAGCUGUGCUGCUAUUCAGCACCUCUUUGCACAAACAUAAAGC